AUGAGGUACCACAUUGUAUACGCACUUGCUGCUGUCGUGCCGCUCUGUGCGGCGGCGGCCGAUAUCUACGUCUCCCCGUCUGGGUCAGAUACCGCUGCGGGAACACUCGACGCACCGCUUCUGUCGAUCCAGUCGGCUGUUGAUAAAGCGACGGCUGGUUCGACUAUUUAUCUUCGAGAGGGAACUUAUUCGCCGACGACGAAUAUUCAGAUCACGAAGAGUGGAACGGCGUCUGCGCCUUAUGUUCUUCGGGCUUAUGAGGGGGAGAAGGUCACGAUUGACGGGGAGGAACUUCCGGGAACUCCGGCGGAGUUGGAUGGAUCGCUUCCCAAUGAUGACCGUGGAAUUCUCCACAUUCAAGAUGCCGAGUACUGGGAGUUCUAUGAUCUUGAAUUGAUCAAUGGACCGUAUGGGGUUUAUGCGCGUGAUUCUUCUAACAAUCACUACGAGCGGAUUAUUACGAGGGAGAACUAUGAAACGGGCUUCCAGCUCGAAGGCGCAUCGUCUAAUAACAGCGUCUACUACCUCGACUCGUACCUCAAUCGGGACCCGCGCAAGAAUGGGGAGAGUGCCGACGGGUUUGCCUGCAAGGAGGGCUCUGGUGAGGGUAACGUGCUUCGAGGCGCGAGAUUGUGGAACAAUGUCGAUGACGGAUUGGACCUCUGGGAGUUCAAGUCGGCCGUGACGAUUGAGGAUACCAUUUCGUACGGCAACGGAUAUAACAGAUGGGAUUUCUCUCCAUUCGAAGGCGACGGCAAUGGUUACAAACUUGGUGGCGGCGACGAUGCUGACAAGGGGCCCGCCAACCACGUUAUCACCAACUGUAUCGCGUUCGGAAAUUCCAAGGACGGCUUCACCGACAACUCUCAACCGGGUGACUUCACCCUGACCCGGAACACGGCCUGGAACAAUGCCAAGGUGGGCUUCAAGUUCGGCACGGCAGUGUCUACCUUGAGCAAGAAUAUCGCGGCUGCGAAUGGGGAGAGCCCGACUUCUUUGAGCGACGAGCAGGUGUCCACAGGCAACUCAUGGGAUGGUAGCGACACCUGGGACAACAGUAGCUUUGUCUCUGUUGAUGCAACCUUGGUGCAAGGAGCGCGCAAGGCAGAUGGAACGAUUGAUCCUAGCGACUUCUUGUUGCCGAGCUCUGGGGAGGACAUUGGUGCUACGACGAGUUGGUAG
Messenger RNA from Aspergillus bombycis, 1182 nucleotides. Its product is annotated as putative pectate lyase. The transcript is spliced from 5 exons. NCBI's taxonomy places the organism in Eukaryota, Fungi, Ascomycota, Eurotiomycetes, Eurotiales, Aspergillaceae. The coding region runs from base 1 to 1182 and encodes 393 amino acids. The record is from RefSeq and is a predicted model, not a curated record.